AUGAAGAGAUCCAGCUCACGCAAGUUGACACGGAUCAAAAAGUCUUCUUCUCCUCACAGGGUAUCCAAGGUUACCAAGCAACAGCAGCAACAGCAGCAGCAUCAGGAGCAGCAGCAACAGAAAUUUUAUGAGAUUGCUCUCAAGCGACCCUUGUCAUCAUCAUCAUCAUGUCCUCCUUUGUCACCACCCUCGUCCAUCUCCUCCCCUUCCUCUUCAGUGGCAACACCCUUUUCUCACAAUGAUGCCAUUGUCUCUGAUGAUGACCCACAAGUGCAUUUUCUUGCUGACCAACUCAAACGCCAGCUGUCAAAUGCCCUUGACAAGGUAUCAUCAUCACCCUCUUCCUCUGAACAUUUAGGAACAGCAACAGGCGGUGGUGAUAGUAAAGGACCAUUAAGGACGUCAUCUUUAUCGACAACAACACCACCUGACCUUGUUAGUGAUGAUGUGGGUGCUCCUGCUGCAAGCCAUCGGCGAUUACACAAUCUGGAUCUCUUGAAGCAAUACCUCAUGUUUGUCGCACAAGAGGCUUCUAUUGACAUUCAGCACGACGACAACAACGAUGGCUGUGGCGAACGAAAAAUCGUGAUUGGUAUUCCAAAUGAGAACCAUCAUAUACAUCCUGGAGCACGUUUAAUUGAAAGCUAUGUUCAUGGUCAAUCGAAGAUGACUUCAGUGAUUGAAGGACAAAAUAAGGCGUCAUCUUGCUCCUCCUCUUCUCACACCACCACAACAACAGUACCACCAAAGCAACAACAUCGUCGUCGUCGACGUAGUAGCCGUCAAAAGCAAAAACCAAAUGCCGUCCCAUCUUCUUCUGCUUCAGCAACAGCAGCGGCGGAACCAACCCGCAUGAUCAAGUGUAUUUGUGAUACACCCAACGAAGGUUUUGGCGCCAUGGUCCAAUGUGACGAUUGCCAUCGCUGGUUGCACUUGGAAUGCCUGAAAAUGACGGAUGAGUUUGCCCAUCAAGAAAACUUUGCAUGUCCCCAAUGCUUCGUCUCCAAUGACAACGCCCUGGAUCGUCGUGGUCGAGUGAGUUCAAGUAUCACUUGGCGCUAUGCUGCUCGUAGAGAAAGUGAACGUAUGGCUGCUGCAAUGGAUAUGGAAAUGACCAGUGAUGAAGAGGAAGAGGGACAUCAAGACCAAAAAAGCAUGCGUUGCUGUGACAACGACAACGAUGAUGACAAUGAUACGGAUGUUGGUACCCAUAGUGAAGCAAGUACACCAGAGUAUUACGUACAAUCUCAAGAGGGUGGUGGUGCAUCUCGAAUGGAUUAUUUUGCACCUCAUGCCUCGGAUGUCUUUUUAUGUGAAAGCUCGAUCCAUGGCCCCACCACCAUCUCCCCGACUACCAUCACUACAGACGCUUUGCCUUCGUCUCUAUGCACACAAGACCUACUCGAAUUCUCCUUUGAUACCGGCCCCUUCUGGAAACCCAUUCUUUGA
Messenger RNA from Lichtheimia ornata, 1449 nucleotides. RefSeq lists its product as uncharacterized. NCBI's taxonomy places the organism in Eukaryota, Fungi, Mucoromycota, Mucoromycetes, Mucorales, Lichtheimiaceae. The transcript has 4 exons. The record is from RefSeq and is a predicted model, not a curated record. Bases 1 to 1449 code for a protein of 482 amino acids.